This is a messenger RNA of Salvia splendens (bonfire salvia), 2499 nucleotides long. Its product is annotated as probable ubiquitin-conjugating enzyme E2 26. Lineage: Eukaryota; Viridiplantae; Streptophyta; Magnoliopsida; Lamiales; Lamiaceae. The coding region runs from base 391 to 2361 and encodes 656 amino acids. The transcript is spliced from 8 exons. The record is from RefSeq and is a predicted model, not a curated record. Gene Ontology annotation, molecular function: ubiquitin conjugating enzyme activity.
UUCCUUUUUUCCUUGCAAUGAAGAUUACAGAGAUGAUCCGAACUGAUAAAGUGGGCGCGAAGCCCACAAAGAAAACCCCUCUCUGUCCUCUCUCACUCUCUACUUAAGACAACAGGUUUCUCUUCACAGCAUAACUUCUUCUGUUGCACAUCUUUUUAUUGAAAUUUCCUACCUAUUUUAUAUCAAUUUCCCAUCUUCAAAUCUCCUUGUAAAUCUAUCUAUCCCUCUUUUCCUUCUUAAUUCGUGAUUCCUUUAACAACGGGGUGAAAUUGAACCGUCUUUCAUAAGAGAAUUUCAUCGAAUUUCAUCACUCCGUCGCAUAUACCUCCGGCCCUAGUUUCAUUUCCUCAAUUUUUGUGUUUGUGUUUUGUUUUCUCGGAGCCGAUCUCAAUGGAGUCGCCGACGCCGGUCUCCCGAUACGUCGCCCAGAGCAACAAGAAAAGGGUGUUUUCGUCGUCGGUGUUUGAAGAUGAUGUCGAUGAUGUUAUGGAGAUACCUCCUCCGCCUUCUUCGAUCAAUCGCGGCUCGAGGUCGAAAUCUUCGAAGAAGAAAGAGAAGGUGAUUUCUAAUGAAAUAAUAGAUGUCGACCUCGAAGAAGAUGAUGCCGAAGUGUUGCACUUUGAGGGGAAAGGCAAAGGCAAGGAAGCUUUGUUGGAUUCUUCGCCGAGCCUUCGUAAUUUAACGAUUGACGGAUCUGGAAGUGAUACUCCGAAGUCAAAGCAUGAAACUGUUGAUGAUUUCAAUCCUAAUUUCUCUUCCGGAGAGGAUGACUUCAUGGAUAAAUAUUAUGAUGACAUAGUAUAUGAUGAUUCCGCAGUCUUGGAAUCACAUUUUGAUCAUAUGAAUAUUCCGUCUGGAGUUGAAGCACCAUUUCCUUGGUUAUCAGCUAGUUCAACUUCACAAUAUGAGUUUAACGAUGCUCAUAUUUCUCAAGACUCGUAUGUGCACCAACCGUUGCAAUCCAAAAUUCAGGCUGGUGGUCGGACAACAUCGAAAUCAAGGAUGGGUGGUCAAGCAGCGAGCCAGAAACCGUGGUCUGGGAUUGGUCCCAAUGUAAAAAAAACUGCGACUCCUUCCAGUAGCAGUACAGAUUAUUUUGCUUGGAAAUACCCUGGUGGUUCCCUGCCUCCUGGUAGUAGUUUACCAUCUUCAAGGACAAGCAAAAGGUCGCGUGUCAAUGCAAGUUCAACCAAUUCUUUUUCUUCAGCAAAAAUGUAUGGAAGUAGUUAUCACAGCAGCGGCUAUCCAACUCUAAACAUGCAUGCUAGUGCACCGGGAGUGGGAAUGCACGUGCCUAUGUGGUCAAAUCCACCCCUGCAAAUCUCAGAACCUCCUAUUGCCCCGUCUACAUUUACAACUGGAAUUGCAUAUACGCCCAUAGUGCCAGAUUACUCUAACAACCAUAUGACACCACCUUCUGCCAGAGUAGAUAAGAGAAGUGCGGAUGAGAUACAACGGGACUAUGUAUCUUUCAAGAGCUUCGAUAUUGUUGACGAUUAUUCGGAUCACCACUUCGCCAAACAUGCUCCCUCAGCAAGAUUGGCACAAAAGAACUGGGCGAAGAGAAUACAAGAAGAAUGGAAGAUAUUGGAAAAAGACUUGCCAGAUACGAUCUUUGUGCGGGCGUACGAAUCAAGGAUGGAUCUUUUGAGAGCGGUCAUUAUAGGAGCCGAGGGAACUCCAUACCAUGAUUGUCUCUUCUUCUUCGACGUAAUGUUUCCCAGCAAUUAUCCCAAUGUUCCUCCGAAAGUCCAUUACCAUUCUGGCGGCCUUCGUCUGAAUCCCAAUUUGUACAAUUGUGGAAAAGUAUGCUUGAGCCUUCUCAAUACCUGGGGUGGUAACGGCCAGGAGAAAUGGAUUUCUGGAGUUUCAACGAUGUUGCAAGUUCUGGUCUCGAUUCAAGGGUUGAUUUUGAAUGCCAAACCCUAUUUCAACGAGCCAGGUUAUGCGAAUUUGGGUGGCACCAAGCAUGGUGAAGAGAAGUCAUUGGACUACAACGAGAGGACUUUCAUGUAUACCUUGCAGACGAUGGUGUACAGCAUGAGAAGGCCUCCGAAGCAUUUUGAGGCAUACGUCGUGGGCCACUACUGCAAGCGUGCACGAGAUAUCCUGGUGUCGUGCAGAGCCUACACGGAUGGAGCUCAGGUGGGGUGUCUCGUGAAAGGGGGCGUUCAGGAUGUGGACGAGGGCGACAAGAGCUGCUCGAUGGAAUUCAGGAACAACUUGGCUGGGUACAUCACGACACUCAUUAACGAGUUUACUAACAUCGGAGCCAAGGAUUGUGAACAGUUCCGGUCUUUAGCUCAAAAGGCGCCCGCACCCACUCCUGUCGUUCCUGGGACUGCGAGAUUCUACAUGUAGGCUGCUGAUCUGAUACUUGUCUUUGGGUUUUUCUUUGCAACUGAUUAUUUAUUUCAGAAACUACAGUUUUCCUUGUCAUGAUCCUAGACUGAUCUUUUUGUUUUUGUUUUGAUAAUAAUAGUUUUAAUUGUUAAUAUA